Culex pipiens pallens (northern house mosquito) is the source of this 1872-nucleotide messenger RNA. RefSeq lists its product as uncharacterized. The record is from RefSeq and is a predicted model, not a curated record. NCBI's taxonomy places the organism in Eukaryota, Metazoa, Arthropoda, Insecta, Diptera, Culicidae. Bases 617 to 1858 code for a protein of 413 amino acids. The transcript has 2 exons.
GAAACAUCAAACUCUUAAAGAUUCGGCAAUCUUACCGCGAAAAGGAACGAAGAAAAUCGAGAAAAAAAAACAACAACAACAGCAGUAAACAUAAACAAAUCCUACCGUACAGUACCACCAUACGGUAUCAAAAUAAAAAUUUAUUUUUUUCUGAUUUUGGGCAAAUAUCACAAUAAUACGACAAGAAAAAAAUAUUGCACUGCAGAAAGUAUAGUUCUGCUAACUUUUACAUAGUUUAGUUAGAAAACUGCGAGAAAAAAAUAGAUUUUUAUUAAAAUUAUUUAAAACCAAUAUUACUACUCCGUACGGUAUCUGUUUACUUCACAGUGGUGCUAUCUAUUGGUAAAAAUUUAGUUCAUCAAAUGUACCAGAAGAGGGAUAUAGAGUACAACAAAAGCGAACCUGGCGGCAAUUUGAAGAAACACCCCCGUCGGGUGUUCCAUUGAACUGCCGCAAUCCGCUUUUCUCCUUGUUUUGUCGUGCGCCUGCCAUCUGAGCUGUAAUUAAAAAGAUAAGUUCUGCUGUCUUUUGGUCGAAGGAGUGCUGCUGCUAGCCGGUAAGAAUUAAAAAUUUUGUAUGCCUUGGAAUAAUUUUAUAGCUUUUUUGAUUUCAGAAAAUGAAUUUCUACUCGAUUGUUCAAACUUUUGAAGAUGAUGAAUUUAUGCUGUCCGUUCUCCCAACGAAGUGGACGAUUCGAGGUGGAUGGACAGGUGAAGCAAACUCGGUUGAAGGGCAGGAUGUUUGCUUUUGGCCGAAAAACAUUGCUGGCCACCGACUGUUAGAAAAAACGAAGAAAGAUCCCGAACUCGCCGUUGAAAAAGCCCACUUGCAAGAAUAUCGCUGCAAAAUUAAGCGAACCGGAUUUCAGACGUACAACGAGGCUGUUCGGAAGCUUAAGGUCAUGGAAACAACGCCCGACACGGACGAUUUUGACCCUCCAAGGAAAUCAGCGAAGGGGAACGGUGCCGUCGAACUUUUUAAAGCCAUCCAGGCAUCCGGAGGUUCUAAGACUAAGCAGAUUCAAACUAUAACUGUACCCGAACCCGAAAAUCCUCAGCUCAACCUGAUCAUAUCGCUGCUUCACGGUCUGGAAGAGAAAAUCGAUUCUCUCCAAACAUCAUACAACACCCUCAAGGACGAUGUGGAACAAACUCGCGGUUUAGUGUGCCGCAUGAACGCCAAGGUUGACUAUUUAGCCUCGAACAGCAGAGUUCCGACAGCAUCAACCUCAAACCAGAAGGUAAAAUUGAAGAAAUUUUCACUUUCGCCUGUGAACUCCUUGGACGAACUAAAAUCUCUGGAAGAGAAUUGUAAAGACGAGGAAUUUGUUAUGGAGGCAAUUCGUUCAAUCGGCAGAAUAUUCGGAAAGAACCAACAAACCGGAAACGGGGCAACGGUUUGUCUGAGGCUCGUCGACUCGCUAUUUACUCGCGAGUUUUUGACGAAAUGCUCAUGGACGGGUUUGAGUCGUACUCGCUCCGAAGACGGUAGCAUUAUAACGAAAAUUGGAUUUCAACGAUUCGAGAGAGUAAUUGACUUGUUUUAUCAAACCGUAUCGUAUUCAGACCCAGUUUAUCCGGUUGAAGAAUGUAACAAUUUCCUCCGUCGAUGCCUCCAAAAUGCAAAACAGCGAUUCGAGGAGGUCAAGGGAAUCCGCAAUACUUCAUCUCGAAAGAGGCGCAAGAAGAUUGCGGAUGUCAACGCUACACACGACGCUGCAGGUAGCUCGGAUGGUGAUAUUACGGAGAACGAGAGCAACGGUGAAGAAGAGAACGGAUGUGGAACCGUUAAGGUAGAGCAGCCGAUCAUUCAGCGUGAGGAGAUUGUUGAAGAGUACGUCGUGCUAGAGGAAAUCUGAUAUUAUUCUGUUAU